Messenger RNA from Rosa chinensis, 905 nucleotides. RefSeq names its product CASP-like protein 4D1. The coding region runs from base 119 to 643 and encodes 174 amino acids. The transcript has 3 exons. The record is from RefSeq and is a predicted model, not a curated record. Lineage: Eukaryota; Viridiplantae; Streptophyta; Magnoliopsida; Rosales; Rosaceae.
UAAAAGAAAUAAUGAAGAAGAAGAAGAACGAAAAACUAGGCCUGCGGAAUAGUGCUGUCAGGACCCGCAGAUCGAGGCAGAGGAAAUAGUUCGAGUCUGAAGAGAAAGCAGCAGCAAAAUGCUUUCCUUCAAAACCACUCGUAUUAUUUCUCUGAUAUUGAGGAUCCUGAGCGCCAUUGCGCUCUUUACGUCGAUCGUCAUCCUUGGCAUCAAUAAUAUCGAUCUGAUUCCUUACAAGAACGGAAAGCCUGCAGGAAAACCCUACACCGCCCACUUUUAUGACAUAGUAGGGUUCCGAUACAUUUUUGCUACAGCUUUUAUUGGAACUGCAUAUUCAAUCGGCCAGGGUGUAUGUACAAUUAUCCAUUUGGCGAAAGGAAAAGAAGUAGGGCACGUCACCUUUGAUUUCUAUGCUGAGGAGGUUAUGUCAAAUUUUUUAGCUUCAGGAGCUGUCGCAGGAUUUAUCACGGCUGCGCAGUACUUAAAAAUGUGGGAUGAAAUUAAUUCGCUAAUAGACCACCGCUUUAUCAAUAUGACAUAUAUAGCAUCUGGACUUGUCAUCUUUGCCUUCCUCAGCAGUUUCGUAAUAUCAAUAUUCUCUUCAUAUGCACUCGGUAGAAAUGAUGAUGAUGAGCUUUUGUAAACAAAACUACUGAUCAGUAAGUUCGGGCAGCUUGUGGCUAUUCAUUAAUUGAAGUCUUGCCUUCUUGUUUUGCCUUUAGUUACAAAUUUUCUUUGUGGCUAUGUAAUUCUCAUAUAUAUAGAUAAGGGAACCGUGUUGCUGACAAACUUGCAAACUAUAAUGCUGCGAACGUUGGUUCAGACCGGUGGGAUUCAAUCCCACAUUUUCUGUAUGGUACUUUUGGUCAUGAUUUUUCUGCUCGGACUGAUUAUCAGUUUGCUUA